AUGGCUGGCAUUGUUGUUGUCUUCGAUUUUGAUAAGACCAUUAUCGACGUCGAUAGCGAUAAUUGGGUUGUUGAUGGGUUGGGAGCUACAGAGUUGUUCAAUCAACUCCUCCCGACCAUGCCCUGGAACUCUCUCAUGGAUAGGAUGAUGGACGAGCUUCAUGCUCAAGGCAAGACUAUUGAAGAUGUUGUUGAGGUUCUGAAACGGAUUCCUAUUCAUCCCAGGAUUGUCCCAACCAUUAAAGCAGCCCGUGAUUUAGGGUGUGAUUUGAGGAUUGUUAGUGAUGCUAAUCUGUUCUUCAUUGAAACAAUCUUGGAGCAUCUUGGGAUCAGGGAUUGUUUCUCUGAGAUUAACACUAAUCCCGGCUUUGUAGAUGAAGAAGGGAAGCUCAGAAUUUCCCCUUACCAUGACUUCACCAUUUCUGCUCAUGGCUGCAAUCUCUGCCCUCCAAAUAUGUGCAAGGGUUUGAUUAUUGAGAGGAUCCAGGCUUCUCUGGCAAAGGAUGGCAGCAAUAAAAAGAUAAUCUAUCUUGGAGAUGGCAGUGGUGAUUACUGUCCAACCUUGAAGCUUGAGGAGAGAGAUCAUGUCAUGCCAAGGAAGAACUUCCCAGUUUGGGAUCUGAUUUGCCGGAAUCCGAUGCUCGUAAAGGCGGAGAUUCAUGGCUGGACUGAUGGUGAAGAUCUUGAGAAAAUUCUUCUACAACUUAUCAAUUCAAUUUCUGCUGAAGAAAGCAAUAACAACACUGCUCAAAUGAUUUCUGGAGAUUGCAAGAUACAAAUAAUAUCAGCUGCUGCUGCACAUGAAACCUUGCCACAAGCUCUCCCAGUUCCCCAAUAAUUACAGGAUAAUUUUCGUUUCAGGCUGAUGCAAUUAUGCUAGCAAUGGCGCACAAAAAUGUGUAGCAUUGCCCAUAAGAACGUAAAUUUUUAGUCUUGUGACUUCUUCUUCUUGUCAAUUCUGCCAGGAAAUACAAAUGGGUACUGAAGUUUAAAAGCUUUAUUUACCCCAAUU
Molecule: messenger RNA, 1011 nt
Organism: Pistacia vera
Lineage: Eukaryota; Viridiplantae; Streptophyta; Magnoliopsida; Sapindales; Anacardiaceae
Product: inorganic pyrophosphatase 2-like
Exons: 4
Coding region: 1-837 (278 amino acids)
Molecular function (GO): phosphatase activity
Source: RefSeq, a predicted model, not a curated record